UGUCUCUCGCCCGGCUUUGGGCUCCUGUCUCCUCUCUCUCUCUACCUCCCUGUGAAGCGAACAGGGGGGAGAGGAUCAUAAAAAAAGCCAGGAACGGCGAUAGUGACAGCGCCUGCGGCUCCGGCGCCUGUGCGCGAUCUUCCCUCUCACUCACCAACAAACCCUCGCACCAAUGCGCGCCCUCAGCCAUCUCCAGCAGACACCACCGCAUCACAGCACUGCACCCGCGGUCUGAAAUUCACCCCCGCUCCCUUUAUUGUUGUAGUUGUUGAGCAUCCGACAUACGAGCAGCCAUCGAGACGCAAACACUUUCAAUUCAAUCCUUCAUCUGAAUGACGGGCGGACGGUUCGACUUCGACGAUGGCGGCACUUUCUGCGGUGGAUGGGAGGACGGAAAAGCCCACGGACACGGCAUUUGCACCGGCCCCAAGGGCCAGGGCGAAUACUCCGGGUCCUGGUCCAACGGGUUUGAGGUAGUUGGUGUGUACACCUGGCCCAGUGGAAAUGCAUACAAGGGCUACUGGGCACAGGGGAAACGGCACGGGCUUGGCGUGGAGUUCAAGGGGAGGUGGCUGUACCGCGGGGAGUGGAGUCAAGGAUUUAAGGGUCGGUAUGGGGUUCGCCAGAGUCUCAAUACACCUGCCAGGUAUGAAGGCACAUGGAGUAAUGGACUGCAAGAUGGAUAUGGGGUCGAGACGUACGGAGAUGGGGGUACGUACCAGGGCCAGUGGAUGGGCGGCAUGCGACACGGCUAUGGCGUACGUCAGAGCGUGCCUUACGGCAUGGCCACUGUCAUCCGCUCCCCGCUGCGCACCUCACUGGCCUCCCUCCGCAGCGAGCAGAGUAACGGCUCCAUUCUUCACGACCACAUGUCCGACAGCCCUGCUGGCACCCGGGGUGGCUUCGUUCUGAACUUCCACAGUGACAGCGAAGUGGGCUCCAGCAAAAAAAAGGGCCUUUUCAGACGGGGUUCGCUGUUCGGGAGCCUCAAGCAGCUGAGGAAGUCAGACUCCCGUUCUUCCAUAUCCAGCAAACGCAGUUCGGCACGAAGCGACGCCACCAUGAGCCGCAUCAGCUCUAGCGACGCAAACUCCACCAUUAGUUUUGGCGAUGGAGAAGUGGCUGACGAGUACAUGCCGGCUGAGGACAAUGUCGAUGCCACCACCACCGAGUCGUACAUGGGCGAGUGGAAGAAUGACAGGCGGAAUGGUUUCGGUGUCAGCGAGCGCUCCAAUGGGAUGAAAUACGAAGGCGAGUGGAUAAACAACAAACGCCACGGCUACGGGUGCACGAUAUUCCCUGAUGGGACGAAAGACGAGGGAAAGUACAAAAAUAACGUUUUGGUGCGUGGCAUCAAGAAGCAGCUUAUUCCCCUCAAGAACACCAAGACGAAGCAGAAAGUGGACCGUGCCGUUGAAGGAGCCAUAAGAGCGUCUGCCAUUGCCCGAACAAAAGUAGAAAUUGCCACCUCAAGAACUGCACACGCCAGGGCCAAAGCAGAGGCAGCUGACCAGGCGGCCCUGUCUGCCAGCCAGGACUCUGAUAUCGCCAGAGCAGCGGCCAGAGAACUGUCCCCCAACUUCUAUCAACCAGGUCCUGACUAUAUCAAGCAAAGGUUUUCCAGUGAGCCCAUCGAGAUUAAAGAAGUACCAGAAGAAAAGAAAGAGAAAUCGCCUUCAAGAAGUCCGCACUUUUAUCGCAAAGGUACGACCCCAACCCAGUCCCCUUCCCAAAGCCCCGGGCCCACACCACCUCCCUCCCCGCCUCUCAUCAAGAAAAAGCCCUUCUUUAACAGAAGUGCCCCAAAAGCCAUCAAAGAAAACAAGCCCCCUGCUGCCGAAAGCCUGGCAGUGGGUGUCACCAAGGCUAUUUCCAGGAUAUCAGACAAACAGGAAGUAAAACAGGAAGUAGUACCUGUAGCCAAACCUUCCAAGCCGCCGGCGCCGGUCGCCAAUGCCUCCAGCCCUGGGAAUGGUGAGCUGCACUCCCAGUAUCACGGAUACUAUGUGAAGGCGGAGGUGAUGAUGCCACCUGAUGAUCCAGAGGAUGAAGAACACCAUGCAACGUCAACUGCUCACACCAGGAUGCCCCCAUCUGCAAAGCAGUACCGCGCACCGACCCCAAAACCAGUAAUGGCCAAAGAGAGCAAACCCGAACCCAAACUGAAGAAACAGGAAUCAUUGAAGCCAAAGAGCCUAGCAGAAACUAAGAAAGCCAGCAUGGAAAUUACUACUGACAUUGUUGAGGAGGAGUCAGGUCCCAACUCAAUAUUGGUCAUACUAGUGAUGCUGUUAAAUAUUGGACUGGCAAUUAUUUUUGUCCAUUUCCUCACUUGACGGCACAUUAAACUCAGUGAGCUCAUGAAAACUAGCGGCAUAGGCCCCUAAUUCUCCGCACUUGCAUCAAUGGCCUUUAAAACAAAAUGGCGCCAGUCAGACUCAGACACAGGCAAAGGACUGGACGACUGGAAUUAGAGCAAAUCAUGGGAGAAAGACGAAACCCGGACCAUUCGGCCUGAGCCAACCCAGUUCCUCUGGCGAUGAUUUGUGACUCGCUUGGGCUCUGAAAGCUGAAGCAAGCAGUCGUUGGGAAAGAAAAAGAAUCUGCUGAUCCAAGCCGUACCCAGUCAAGUGCAUGUCCACCCCGCUGCUAAGGGGAGGGGUGGAAUGGGGGGACUUAACUGGAUAUGUUCGGAGAUGCACUUUUAGUUGACGGAAACGAACAGCUGCCUUUCUAUUUUACCAACUGACGUUUUAAAGGGGAGAUGUGUAGUGGGUUGCCAGUGUGUUUGGGCAGCAGGAGUGUGUACCACCUGUGUCCGCUUUCUGCUUGGUUCAAAACACCAUGCACAUUUUGAAUGGGUCACUUGCCAGUCUUAUUCCAUUACCCAUCUCUACAGCCUUGUCUAACAUCUCUUGCUCCUGUUUUAGGAGAUUCAUCUGUGACAUGCCUGUGCAUUGGUACUGGUUUAACGACUUUGUCUUGACUUUUUUUGUUUGUCUUGUUUUCUGUUGUGUUCUUUAUUUCUGCACCUGUAGCUAAGGAUGACGAAAAUAUCCAAUGUAAAACCUGAAAAUAACAACACGUUACAGUUUGAACUGUAAGAUUUAACAUGUCCUAU
Messenger RNA from Sinocyclocheilus anshuiensis, 3121 nucleotides. RefSeq names its product junctophilin-1-like. NCBI's taxonomy places the organism in Eukaryota, Metazoa, Chordata, Actinopteri, Cypriniformes, Cyprinidae. Bases 333 to 2336 code for a protein of 667 amino acids. The record is from RefSeq and is a predicted model, not a curated record. The transcript has 6 exons. Gene Ontology annotation, cellular component: plasma membrane; endoplasmic reticulum membrane; sarcoplasmic reticulum.